This is a messenger RNA of Saccostrea cuccullata (small rock oyster), 1980 nucleotides long. RefSeq lists its product as uncharacterized. Bases 2 to 1123 code for a protein of 373 amino acids. The record is from RefSeq and is a predicted model, not a curated record. The transcript has 5 exons. NCBI's taxonomy places the organism in Eukaryota, Metazoa, Mollusca, Bivalvia, Ostreida, Ostreidae.
UAUGAAAGAGGAGAUGAAAGCAGUGAUAUUUUGCCUUCUUUUGUCAUACAUGAGAGCUUCCGAAAUCAUCGAAAUUUUGACACAGGAUGAUAUGCAAUAUGUUAAGCUUAGUACGCAUUGCAUCACUGCAGCAGAAAGAUCAUUUUUCACUUUUGAAGUCAAGGCCAUACAUAAUGCUCACUUUGCCUUAAUGAGUGCGGAUGACGACAACGAGCCUCUGUAUGAAAUCGUUCUUGGCGGAUGGGAAAAUUCGAUAUCGUGUAUUAGAUUAAAGAAGCAAGGUAUAUGCUACGGUACAGAACUAGACCAAGUUUUACAGGAAAGCAGCUUUAAGACAUUUUGGGUGUAUUGGCUGAAUGGUAACAUCACCGUUGGUUUAGGAAAUACACAUGAUGGAAAUAUAUUUAUGAAUUAUUUUCAUUCUACUCCGUAUCCCGUGAAGUACUUCGCUGUAAUGACCGGCUUUGGUUCAACAGGACACUGGAAAUUUAAAAACGAUGUCCGAUGCAAUUUUGAGGUCUUUAACAAUACCAAAGUUGUCGAGAACAACACAAAUUGCCAUGGAUCCAUGAAGUAUGAGUGUCACAGAGGGUUCUAUCUUUACAGUGGAAAUUUAAAACGUACCUGUUUAAACAACAGGACAUGGUCGAGAGAACCCCCUUACUGUAAACGCAUUUUGUGUCCACAGCUUACGUCGACAACCUCUUAUAAAAUUCAACACCAGGACACCUAUGUUGGGGGAAAUGUCACUGUCGCGUGUUCUAAUAACUUUCGCCAUUUCUCGGGUAACCUGACCAGGAAGUGUGCAUUAAGUGGAUUAUGGGAAGGCGAGGAACCUGUGUGCUUACGUUGUAAAUGCCCUUGUUCAUUGACUGGUCAGCAGAAGUUCAAUUCAUCAACAGGACUGGAACAAAGGAUUGAACAACGAAAAAAAGAACUAACGAUCCUUAAGAACUCCACAAAUUCUUUUUAUCGAAAGAAGAUCUCUGCUUCAGACAAUCGGCCUUCAUCCGCUGGACUUGGAUAUUUGUUUGGUUGUGGUGUUAUUCUUUUCAUUAUCUUAUCUUUGGUGAUUUCAGAUAUGCCGAAAUUUUACAGACAUGUUCGAUUUGGAGCAGAUUGAAACUUUUUAAAACCGUUUUUAUAAACACCAUAUUCGAAACAUUACUUACAUUUAUAUUUUAUAAUGUUUCAAAUCUAAUUAAAAAAGAAAAUGAUUUUAAUUAAGAUGUAUACUGUAAUUGCCCUUAAAAUCGUUUACCUGCGUGGAUACAAGCGGAAAAUCUUAUAAUAUAUCUAUUUUGAUUUUUAGAUUAAAGAAUUGAAGGAAAAAGAAAAUUCAAAGUAUCGGGUACUGUGCCCUUCUGCCACUUUAUUGUCUAAGUGGUUGUAAUGCAAUCAUUUAUGCCAUGUUAUUACAGCCUUAUUUUGUAUGUCCAGUGUCUUGUCUUUUCAUCAUAAAACUCCUAGUUUAAGAUGGUGCCAUUGGAUGACUUUACAUGUACAUAGAUAAAUUACAUGCGAAUGGAUAACGUACAUUUAACAUAAAUAUGACCAAGUUUAAAGGAAUGUGAAAAUAAUUUUUGGCUGAAGGAAAGAGAAAAAAAGAGAAAGGGCUUCAAUAUUUGACAUAUAGCUUAUUUUGACAACACAUUUCAGACAGAAUAAUCAUACAGUGUGUAUUUGAUUUCAUAAAGAACUCAGUUUACUUCAUGCAUAAAACAGCCCUGUAGAUAUACAAAUUUAUUUACCAUCACUUCCAUAUUAAACAUUAAAAUAAAGUAGAGACUUGGUACUUUCAUUUCCUAUUAGAUAUUUUCUUCUUAAACUCGACGCCUUGGAACACAUACUUUUAUGAAAUUGCAAUGUUCUUGAAUUUUAAUGUAAACACGUAUAUUUGAAUAGAUCAGAGAAUAAAAAUAGUAUAAGCGCACCCUCUAACAUAAAAAUAAAACAUGUCUUGUUACCCUCAGAAACAGA